Prorocentrum cordatum is the source of this 1340-nucleotide messenger RNA. Lineage: Eukaryota; Dinophyceae; Prorocentrales; Prorocentraceae. The record is from the annotation of a GenBank genome assembly.
AGUCCGCAGCCAUCUGUUUCAGGGACGCCCGCCGCGUCAACGCCCCGCCGCCAGGCGAGGACUGCUCGCCGCAGCCUCGCGGCCAUGAGCUCCAGAGGGGCCGCCGCGCCCAUGCUGGACUCAGCGCCGCCCUGGAAUGUCGGGGGCCACUGUCUUUGGGAGUUCCCUGCUCUCACGACGGAGGCCGAGUUCUCCAGCAUCCUUUUUUGCACCACGCGCGGCGAGUACGCCAAGAUUGCCAAGUCUUCUCGCGGCCUCAAGGGCCGCUGUCUCGGGCAGGAGAUGCCGCCUCAAGAGCAGCACAUGGCCCCCCUGACGGCCGUCCCCUACCACUCGCAGCAGGUGGACCCCGUGGCGAGCAUGGGGAGCGCGCCCAGCCUCAGCCAGGCGCUAUGCUGCCUGUGUUGCUGGAACCCUCUCACCUGCGCGGGGGGCUGUGUCAAGGUGGACCAGAACGAGAGCAAGGCAGUGAUGUAUUGGGGGAGGUACUCGGGAACGUUGUCAGAACCAGGCAUGCACUUCCUCAACCCUUGGGGGAUACAAUUGCGGUCUGUGAGCACGAAGUGCAACACCAUGGAGCUUAAGGACAUCAAGGUCGUGGAUCAGAGGGGCAACCCCGUGAUCAUCAGCGGCGUCAUCACAUACAGGAACACUUCGGCGUUCAAGGCGUGCGUGGAAGUGGAGAACCCCUUUCAGUUCAUCAUGCAGCAGGGGACCACCGUCCUCAAGCAGGUGGCCAGCCGCUACCCGUACGGCGCGAACCCCGGCCAGCCCAGCCUCCAGUCCGAGUGCGCCGGCAUCUCCUCAGAGUUGGUGCGCGCGCUCCAGGAGAAGACCGCCGUCGCGGGCACGCAGGUCCUGAGCUUCGAGCUGGUCGACCUGGCCUACGCUCCAGAGAUCGCCCAGGCCAUGCUCGUCAAGCAGCAGGCCGAGGCCCUGGUCGACGCACGCCGCCUUAUCGUCGGCGCGGCCGUUGACAUGGCGCAGACCGCGGUGGCCAACCUCGAGUCUGGGGGCGCAAGCCUCAGCACCGAGGCGAAGGAGCGCAUCACGACCACGCUGCUGGCGGUGAUCUGCUCGCACAGCCCCGCGACGCCCACGGUGCCCCUGUCGGGUUGAGCCGCGGGCUCGGCGCCCGAUGUCUAGCCAUCCGAGGCGACAGAUCGGCAUGUUCCAAAAGUUCCCCACGCGACAGGGCGGGCGCCUGGUUUCUCUAAGAAGCCUGCACAGGGCGCCCUCUUUGAAGGCCAGCCACGUGAGGGCGUGGCCGGACCCAAGCCUGUGUUCCGACGCAGCCCCAGGGCUUAGCAUUCGUGGUGCUACGGCGGCCGAGGGCAAAA